This is a messenger RNA of Puccinia graminis f. sp. tritici CRL 75-36-700-3, 411 nucleotides long. RefSeq lists its product as uncharacterized. NCBI's taxonomy places the organism in Eukaryota, Fungi, Basidiomycota, Pucciniomycetes, Pucciniales, Pucciniaceae. Bases 1 to 411 code for a protein of 136 amino acids. The transcript has 3 exons. The record is from RefSeq and is a predicted model, not a curated record.
AUGAGAAUGGUGGCAGCUUAUAAUUACAUCCACGGUCUGGUCGAGAAGGUGGCGCGAAGAAACGGGAGUACAACAAAGAAAGCUGGGAGAGCAGCCUCGACAGAUCCGGCGGCGAUGAAGAGCAGUAGACCUCAUGAGCUCCCGCUGGCCUUCGGCGACUUUUUCGUCCGCGAACAGCGCUCCGCCAAUGGCCGCUCUUGCAACCUCCUCGCCGACAGACCCUCAAAGUAUACUAGUUACUCCCUCUCCGAAGGCUUCCAGCGCGAGUCCGAGAAGAUCUAUCUCGCUAACUUGCUCCGCUCGGCUGCCUGGAAAUUGGAUAGCAGACUCAUUCCUGUCUUGGCUCUCUUUUACUUCGCCAGCGAGCUGGGUCGCUUGAGUCUCAACAACAUACGUUCUAUAGGUACAUGA